Messenger RNA from Solanum lycopersicum (tomato), 1080 nucleotides. The record is from RefSeq and is a predicted model, not a curated record. Lineage: Eukaryota; Viridiplantae; Streptophyta; Magnoliopsida; Solanales; Solanaceae.
AUGGAAGACUUCAUUCAAGCUGAAGACUACGAAUUAUGGGCAAGAAUUACUAAGGGACCACUAAUUCCUACCAUUACUGAUAGUGAAGGAAAUAAAAUACCUAAACCCGCAGAUACAUAUAAUGAAGCAGAUUAUAAGAUGCUAGGAAAAAAUGCAAAAGCUAAGUGCAUUCUUGUGUGUGGACUAGGACCUGAUGAAUUUAACCGUAUCUCAAGUUGUAUCUCUGCUAAACAAAUAUGGGACACCUUACAAAACGCUUAUGAAGGUACAACUCAAGUCCGAAAAUUCAGGAUUGCUAGCAAAGUAUAUACCACUGAAGAACAGGUUGACAAAGUACUUAGGCUUUUGCCUAGGUCUUGGGAAAUAAAAGUCACUGCCAUUAGAGAAGCUAAGAACCUAACUAAUAUGUCUUUAGAUGAAUUAGUUGGGAAUCUCACGACCUAUGAGAUGAAUGUUGACAAAAGAGGUGAAGGGAAUAAAGAAAAAGUUCUUGGUCUUAAAGCAACUGAAAGUGACGAAUCUGACAUAGAUGACGAUGAUCUGGCUCUGAUAAGUAGGAACUUCAAGAAACUCUUUAAAAUGGGAUUAAACUCUACCAAGAAAGCACCACCCUUGAAAGAAAAAAAUCCUGAACGAUCACAAAACGGAGGUUGUUUUAAGUGUGGUUCUUCGGACAUGUAUGAAGAUGUUGAAGACCUUGCCUUGGUGGCGAUAGAAGAAUCAGACGCUGAACCUGAAUCAGACUCUGAAGAAACUGAGGAAGAAGUAAGAGAAAGCAAGCAGCAGUGGUACAUGGACAGUGCUUGCUCAAGACACAUGACAGGGAAUAAGACAUUGUUUCUCUCACUAGAAGAAGGAAAAGGAGGUAUGGUUGCUUUUGGUGGUGGAAAAAAGGGACAAAUCAAAGGAUGUGGAAAGAUUGGAAGAUCUGAUGAACAUUCAAUUGAUAAAGUAUACUAUAUGGAAGGACUUAGACACAAUUUACUCAGCAUAUCUCAAUUGUGUGACAACGGAAACAAGAAUCCCUCAGCAAAACGGUGUGGUAGAGAGAAAGAACAGAACUCUUCAAGAAAUGGCUAG